This is a messenger RNA of Papaver somniferum (opium poppy), 1842 nucleotides long. RefSeq names its product allene oxide synthase 3-like. Bases 262 to 1701 code for a protein of 479 amino acids. The record is from RefSeq and is a predicted model, not a curated record. Gene Ontology annotation, molecular function: iron ion binding; monooxygenase activity; heme binding. Gene Ontology annotation, biological process: sterol metabolic process. The transcript has a single exon. Lineage: Eukaryota; Viridiplantae; Streptophyta; Magnoliopsida; Ranunculales; Papaveraceae.
CUUAUGGAGUGCGAAACCGAAACCAAGGUACCCAGACGAUGGGUGAGACUAUUAUUCUCAUAAGAAAUCAACAAAUUCCAUUAGCGUCCUUGUCCAUUCCAUCAGUCUCUCUUUAUAUAUCAUUUCUACCAUUUUCAAAAAAAAAUAUAUCAUCUCUACCCAUCAACUGUUCAUACACACAAUUUAUAUCAUCUCUACUCAAUAACUAUCUUCUCAUUGUACUCCAGCCUCAGUCACCACCGGGAGCCAAAACAAACAACAAUGGCUUCUUCUUCUGAUGAUCAAUCCUUGAACCUCCCGUUAAAGGAAAUCCCAGGAAACCAUGGUUUACCAAUUAUUGGUCCAAUUUUAGAUCGUUACAAUUAUAACUACUUCCAAGGUCAUGAUGAGUUCAUUAAAUCUCGUAUGGAAAAAUACAAGUCAAGUGUUUUUAGAAUGAACAUGCUUCCUGGCCAGUUCAUCAAGGUUUCAGAUCCUAAAGUCAUUGUUCUAGCUGAUGCUCUUAGUUUUCCAAUUCUUUUCGAUCUUUCUAAAGUCGAAAAAUCAAACGUGCUUGAUGGUACUUUCAUGCCUUGUUUAUCUUUCACUGGUGGGUGUAGAACUUGUGCUUAUCUAGAUCCUUCUGAAGAAAAACACAGCAAACUUAAAAGUCUCUUUCUCAGUCUAAUAGCGUCUCGUCAUGAUAAGUUCAUUCCGGAAUCUCAGAGAUGUUUCAAAGCUCUUUUCGAUGGUCUGGAAGCUGAUGUUGCUGAAAAAGGUGCAGCUAAUUUCAACACUUUAAAUGACAACAUGGCUUUCGAUUUAGUUUUUCGUGUUUUUUUCGAUAUUAAUCCUGCAGAUACGAUGCUCGGUAACAAGGGUCCAUCAAUGAUAACAAAAUGGUUGGUCUUACAACUUCAUCCAUUGAUAACUCUAGGAUUACCUAAGAUCAUGAGUAUUGUGGAAGAUUUUUUCUUGCAUACUUUUUCAUAUCCAUCAUUUCUUGUGAAAUCUGAUUACCAAAAGAUAUAUGAAGUCAUUUAUACUUCAUCAACAUCAAUUCUUGACGAAGCCGAAACACUAGGUUUGUCCAAGGAGGAAGCUUGUCACAAUCUUGUUUUUCUUGCUGGAUUUAAUGCUUAUGGUGGAAUGAAAGCUCUUUUCCCUGCUUUGAUGAAAUGGCUAUGUCUAGGAGGCCAAAAGCUACACAAAGAUCUUGCGGAAGAAAUCAGAACUGUUAUUGAAUCCGAAGGCGGAGUUCUAACUCUGCGAUCAAUAGAGAAAAUGACUUUGACAAAAUCUGUGGUAUAUGAAGCUCUUAGGAUAGAACCGCCUGUACCCUAUCAGUACGCGAGAGCAAAAGAAGACCUUGUAAUUAACAGUCAUGAUGCUUGUUAUAAAGUCAAAAAAGGGGAAUUGUUGUUUGGAUAUCAGCCGUUCGCUACUAAAGAUCCAAAGAUAUUUGAGAAUCCAGAGGAAUUCAUAGGGACAAGAUUUAUUGGUGAAGGAGAAAAACUGUUGAAGUAUGUUUAUUGGUCUAAUGAACGUGAAACGGUUAACCCAACUGUAGAUAAUAAACAAUGUCCGGCCAAAAACAUUGUCGUACUGUUAGCAAGACUCAUGGUGAUUGAAUUUUUCCAACGUUACAAAACUUGUACAGCUGAGAUCAGCAAGUUUUUGUUAGGAUCCUUGGUCAAUGUUAAGACGUUGACUAAACACUAAAGUGACUACUAUGCAGCCUAGUUAGCAAUUCGGGAUUCGGCAAACGCACGGAACGGUAAACGUACGAGUAUUAUACGGUUUUGUAAAAUCCAGAUUCGGUCCAAAAUUCGGUCAACGGGAAGUGAUUCGUCAGUAAUUCGG